Rubroshorea leprosula is the source of this 1779-nucleotide messenger RNA. The record is from the annotation of a GenBank genome assembly. Lineage: Eukaryota; Viridiplantae; Streptophyta; Magnoliopsida; Malvales; Dipterocarpaceae.
AGGAAACAAGAAAACGAAACAUUCCAAACCGGGGACCUACCCCAAACUGAAAUUUGUAACAGCUCAAUUCCUAUUAGUGUAUUCCAAUCCUCAAUCAAACUAAGCAGAAAAAGAUUGAAAAUAAGAUAGCCGAAGGAAGAAUCCGAGACAAAGAUGCCGAAGAAGAUGGGCGUCAACAGCAAAGCCGAGGAGGCACGUGCGCGCAGGAGCGCCGUGGAAUCCGAGCGCAAAGAGCGGGAAGUCCGUGAGAGGGAAGAGCAGUAUUGGCAAGAAGCUGAAGGCCCCAAGUCCAGGGCCGCUAAGAAGCGGGAAGAAGAAUCUGAGAAGCGUGCCGAAGCCGCGGCUCGCCGCGCUGAGGCCCGCCGACUGGCUGAGUUGGAGGAGAAAGAGAUCGAUAAGUCGAUUAAAAAGCCGGACAAGAAGGCUAAUCGAGUGUCGCCUCCGGUGCCGAAGGUAACGGAAGCCGAGCUUCGUAGGCGGAGGGAAGAGGAGCAAGCGCAGCUUGCAAAAAAAGCGGAGGAUGCUAAGAAGAAGCAGAGCAGGACUGCGGCUGAGGAGGAGUAUGAGAGGAUGGUCUCGGUGACAAAUACUAACCGGGAUGAUUCUAUUAUUGAGGCGAGGAGCGUGGAGGAGGCAAUUGCUCAGAUGACAGUGGCUGACAAUCUGCCCGUGGAUCGGCAUCCUGAGAGGCGUCUCAAGGCCUCUUUUAAGGUGGGUAAUUGGUUACAUUUAUUUUUUCUGUUCUGUGAUGACCCUAUGCAUUUCUAUGGCUUUCCACUGAAUUCUUGUUCCUGAAUGGGAAACAUUGAAUUGUAUUGUGUUACACAAGUGUUGAUAUUGUCGAUGAGGAAUUUUUUAGUUUAACAGAUAGGAAAUUGGUAAUGCAAGUUAGUGCAGUUUCUGGUGAGGAAUGGGUUGUCUAGUGUAAUGAUCAAUAAUAGUAAUGUUUGUGAAAUCUGUUCCUGCUAGAGAUGUUUGCUUGAUACGGGAACCUAUUUCCAUAUGAUAGUAUAAAAAUUUGUGAAAAAUAGCUCUUUUCAUAAUCUUAGCAAAUGUAAACUUCAUUACCAUUGUUAUCUUUUUAUUUCAUUUUUUUUUCUUAAGGAAAUUUUCGGGAUGUUUACAUGGGUUGUGGCUUGAUGAUAGCCACGCUGCUUUAUCAUGAUUUGGCGUUUGAUAUAUUACUGAAUUGGUUACCUGGAAAUUUGUUUUCUUGGUAUUUUGAUAUACCCUUAUUGUGUUAGUCAUGUAUUAGAUAGUUAUGAAUGGAUGUAGGCAUUUGAAGAAGCUGAGCUACCCAGGCUAAAGGAAGAGAAACCUGGUCUUACUCACACUCAAUACAAGGACAUGAUAUGGAAACUAUGGAAGAAAUCUCCAGACAAUCCUCUAAAUCAGAUUGCUGAGUGAUGACUGCUGCAACUUGUUUGGGCCAGAAGAGCAGGCAAUUUCAUGUAGGCAUGCUGCACAGAUGCAAGCCCAUACCUGUCUACUUAAACUUUCAAAAAAGGGGGGGGGGAAGAAAAAGAGAGGUUGAAUUAAUAAUGCCACAUUUAUAUUUAUACCUAUUGCAACAUGACGAUGGAUUUCCCUUCUGUCUCAUUUCUUUCCUUAGGCAAUGAAAAAUUACUAAUGUACAGUUAGAGAAAUGGUAUUUCGCUUGGUUUGUACCCAUCAGUGAUGUUAUCUUAGUAUUAGUUUUGAUUUUUUUUAAGAUGCUGUUAGUUUUUACGGAAUUGUUUCACAUCUUUCCUUGUGGACUAAUGAAGAUUAAUUAAUAUU